AUGGCGGCGUAUGCAUCCUCGUCCGCUGUAUCCUCUCACACCACCUCCACCUCGGCCAGCGCUCGAAGCAGUUGGACUGAUCCGCGAGACUCGACACCGGGCCCUGGCUCGGGCGCUGCAAAAGUCUACCCACACAUUAAAGACAUCAUUCAAGAUGCCACCACUUCCUUCCAGUUAGGCGGUUCGCUCCCUCAAUAUCUGCACGACGUCGACAAUUCCACCACUGUGGCAAAAAGCUCGCUGGAUUUUGGCCGCUACGACUUGGCUUACAAGAGUUAUAUGCAGGCCUAUGAAAUCGCAGUCAAUCACAUUCCAAGACAUAAGGACUUCGGAUUUUGGGAUAACAACCCGCCGUGGCGAGCGAAGUACAAGAUCGCUCUUCAGAAACUGGUGGACAUGGAGGCAGAGAUGACCGGGAUCAAAGCUCUGAUCGAGGACAACAAUGCUCGGUACGGAACUCAACCUCGAUCCGGCGCAACAGCGAGACAAGCAGUCUACUCUACCGGCUUUGGCAUCCCUCAAAACUUGGUUCCUGGCCGACCUACCUCUUCAGGCAGCAGCGAUGCUCCUCCACGCCCGACUUCGCCAAACUCAUCUGCAGACCUACCUGACUCCCUUCGAAUCCCUCGGGCCCGUCCAUCAAGCAAACCCAAACCCGAGAAUUUGCAGGGUCGACCUUUGACAGAGGCGGCUAACGACCUGACCCAAAGAUUUGCAAAGCUGAGGGGACCGGGAAAUGCGACAGACCACUCGAACUUUUUAUUUAUGCCGAAAGCGGCAGACUUCCAACAAGGAGCAGGAUAUAACUCACAGUCAUAUUCCAAUGAUGUGUCGACUUCGCGACCCGGCGCGCCUCGGGGGAUGCUGGCUUUCAGUAACGGACCUAACCUCCCACCAAAGGUGCCGGCUGCACCGCCCAAAGUCCCUAUUGAGACUUCCAUGGCCUUGCCAAAACCUCCCAGUCCUACAUACAGCCCGAUCAAUACCACAUCCGCCAGCUUUCAUGCUAAUAACCAUCGAAUGUCUGCAGAAGUAGGCCGGCCGCCCUCGGAGAGGAGACAGACUUACUACAAUCAGUCGCAAAAUUCAUCUACGGCUUCGUUGCACCUGCAAAGGACUCGAGAGGAACUAUCUGCUCCUUACCGACCAACCACUCCGAACGGAGUCAAUUCCGCCAUCCUUCCCAAGAAUAGCUCCAGUGAUCUCCCUCAUCGAACGUCGAUCGAUGCUGCCACCCUUCAGGAUUAUAUGAAGAGGUAUAACGUUCUCCUGAUUGAUAUCAGAGAGAGGGUUUUGUUCGAUGAUGGGCACAUCAUGUCUACUUCGAUUAUAUGUAUAGAACCGAUCUCUUUGAAGGAAGGUGUCUCGGCGGAGGAACUGGAGGACCGGCUCGUACUGGCACCGGAUAAUGAACAGUCACACUUUUCUCGCAGAGACGAAUUUGACCUGGUUGUUUAUUAUGACCAGUACACGAGCGACGUUUCCUACCUCAAUGGUCCUCCCACGAUGACAAAAGCUCCUGCAUUAAGAGCGCUGUACGAUACAUUGUACGAAUUCAAUGACACGAAGCCCCUCAAGGAUGGCCGGCCACCUGCGCUUUUGGCUGGCGGACUCGAUGCUUGGGUGGACUAUAUGGGAGUCCAAUCCCUUGCGCGGUCACGAACGGCUGCGACGCUGGGCAUCACGCGACAAAGGCCUGUCGGUCCCGGUCGGCCUAUCGCACGACAGCGCAUGGUCUCUGCCAAUUCUCGCUAUGAGGUCCGGAACAGACGCCUUCGUGACCACAAAUUCCUGGAUGAGAGCGAGCAAGAAGCAUGGCGUCAGCAGGCUUUGCAAGAAGAAGUGACCCCAGCUGAGAAAUACGACAACGCAAGCGAUGAGGAAUAUUCGGUGGUAGAGGAAGAGCCUGAACCUCCGUCGCCAUUCAUCCCCGAUUAUGAGACGUUCCUGCGCCGGUUUCCAUCGAUACAACAGCAAGAGUCUAUGGUCAUGCCUGCUCGCCGACCUGUGCCGUCUCAUCACGCCGCAUUUGUUCCUCAAAUUGCACCACCUCCCGUUCCCCAAGUACCGGCAAGACCUGCUCCCGCUAUACCGAGACCGAGCUAUUCGGGCCACGCGGACAUUAAUGCACCCCAACCAGCCCUGGCGAGAGUGACAUCCUCCACUCGGCCUCCUCUGUAUUCAACUGUGACAUCCCUUCGCAGGAGGCUGCCUAAGACUGGCUUGACGAAUUUCGGCGUUACUUGUUACAUGAACUCGACUCUGCAAUGUCUGUCUGCGACUAUUCCCUUGUCGAACUUCUUCAAUGACCGGCUCUACGAGGGGUAUGUACAGCGCAACUGGAAGGGCAGUAAUGGGAUCAUGCCCAAGCUCUAUGCCAACCUGAUCCAAGCCGUCUGGCAGGGGGACAAUGAAGUGAUUAAGCCAUCAACAUUCCGAAACUUCUGUGGCCGGAUGAACCGAGAGUGGGUCAUCGACCGACAGCAAGACGCAAAAGAGUUCUUUGACUUCCUGGUCGAUUGCCUCCACGAGGACUUGAAUGUCAAUUGGGAACGGACGCCGCUCCGGCCUCUAACCACUGCAGAGGAGAUGCAAAGAGAGAGAAUGGAGAUUGCACGGGCCAGCCCGAUCGAGUGGAAGCGCUACGAACACAGGGAUCAUAGUUACAUGUCUUCCUUAUUUGCGGGCCAGCAUGCCUCCCGUCUGCGUUGUCUCACCUGCAAACGCACAUCAACGACGUACGAGGCAUUCUACAGCAUCAGCGUGGAAAUCCCUCGGGAUCGUCCAGGCCAUAUCUACGACUGUCUUUCCUCAUAUUGCCGGGAAGAAAAGCUGUCGGAGCUUUGGCGAUGUCCCUAUUGCAAGUGUGAGCGUGAAGCCACCAAGCAAAUCAUCCUUACUCGUCUGCCGCAGUUUCUGGUGAUUCAUUUCAAACGGUUCGCUGCGUCAAAGCAUGAAAAAGCCAAGAAAAUCCAUACACCUAUCGAAUUCCCAUUGCACAAUCUAGGUAUGGAUGAUUUUGUGAUCCCGCGGCCCCCUGUUCUUCCAGACCAAGAUGGCGGGAUGAACAUGGAGCUUGCCACGACACCACCCUUCACGUAUGAUGCCUACGGAGUUCUGAGACACCUCGGGAACAGUGGAGACGGCGGACAUUAUAUCUCUAUUGUGAAAGAUCAGGGGCGCGGCGUGUGGAGGAAAUUUGAUGAUGAGAGACAUGUUGAUUUGGACCCGACGAAACUAAGCCCCAGGGACAGGUUGCAGAACGGGGAGGCGUAUAUCGUGUUUUACCAGAGGGCGCAGGGCCGAUGA
This is a messenger RNA of Fonsecaea erecta, 3309 nucleotides long. RefSeq lists its product as hypothetical. Gene Ontology annotation, molecular function: cysteine-type deubiquitinase activity. Gene Ontology annotation, cellular component: cytoplasm. Bases 1 to 3309 code for a protein of 1102 amino acids. The record is from RefSeq and is a predicted model, not a curated record. Gene Ontology annotation, biological process: protein deubiquitination. The transcript has a single exon. NCBI's taxonomy places the organism in Eukaryota, Fungi, Ascomycota, Eurotiomycetes, Chaetothyriales, Herpotrichiellaceae.